Molecule: messenger RNA, 582 nt
Organism: Erythranthe guttata (spotted monkey flower)
Lineage: Eukaryota; Viridiplantae; Streptophyta; Magnoliopsida; Lamiales; Phrymaceae
Source: RefSeq, a predicted model, not a curated record
AUGGCACAACAAGGAAGCGGCAAUUCCUCCUCUGACGACGACAACCAAGGCAACACAAUGAUGACAACGAUGCAAAAGCCGGAUGCCUCCGGAAAUCAAGGUUUCUCACCCCAUGUCAAGAUGACAGCUGCACUUCAUAUACUCGCUUACAGAUAUCCUGCAGAUGCAAUUGACGAGUAUCUAAAAAUAGCAGCGAUCACAUCUUCAGAUACUUUGAAGCAUUUUUGCCGUGUUGUCAAUGCAGUGUAUGGAGAGGAGUAUCUUCGACGACCUAACAAUGCAUACAUGGUUAGACUACUUAAAAAAGCAGAGCAACGUGGAUUUCCUGGAAUGCUAGGAAGUGUGGAUUGUAUGCAUUGGGAAUGGAAAAAUUGUCCCACCGCUUGGGCUGGUACAUAUUCUGGGCGCCAUGGCAAACCUACAAUAAUACUUGAAGCCGUAGCACCAUAUGAUACUUGGAUUUGUCAUUCGUACUUUGGUCCACCAGGUGCGUGUAAUGAUCUUAAUGUAUUAUAUAGCUCACCUAUUUUCAAUGAUGUUGUCGAAGGUUUAGCCACAAAUUCGAUUUACUAUAAAUGGUAG